Effrenium voratum is the source of this 2749-nucleotide messenger RNA. Lineage: Eukaryota; Dinophyceae; Suessiales; Symbiodiniaceae. The record is from the annotation of a GenBank genome assembly.
GAGUCUAGUCACGGUCCCAACGCCUGUUUUUCGCUGCCGCGGGGUUCAAGCCCUGACCGACUCUGGCUUCGCGCCGGGAUUCCAAUAAAAGCAAUGAAGCUCUACGUGUUUUCGUUGGUGGCGGCCUUUGGAGCCAAGCUCAAGGCUGACGUGGCAUGCAAAGGCAGCAAGGUGGCUGCCUGGACCUGCGAUGACGUCACCAACAACUGCGACCAGCACUACUACGCCACGGAUGCUGGUGUCAAUGUGCAGUGCGGAAAAACGACCAACGGCCAGUGCCUUUCAAUGGGGCCAAUCUGCACGGAGACCACGGGGGGCUUGCCGUCAUCGCCGGCGAAGAACUCGUGGGCUCCGCAGAAGGCGGGGGCCAAGUUGAGCUUCGAGGGCGUUUCAACCGCCUGGCAGAAAGUCAAAGAUGGGGACGAGAUGACGUGGGAGGUGAUGUGGCAAAGUAAGGGCUCGCCCAACAUGGACCACUCCUUCAUCAUGGGCUCAAAUGCUUGCGGCUCGAUGGAAGCUGGUAUUGGCAUCACGGUGCGGAGCACUGGUGAGCUUGGCGGAUGCUCCAUUGUGGGAGGCACCUGGGAUAACUACGUCGGCUUGGCGCCCAAUGUCGAUAUGAAGGUGUUGGACGGCAAGUGGCACCACAUCGUCGUAGUUUUCAGCAGAUCGCAGAAGACUCUGAAACUCUACCUAGAUGGGGCCGUCGCCUAUGACAAAACGGUCAUCAAGACCACCAACACCGACGGGGACCUCGGCAGUGACUUUGCUUUCGGGCCCGGCAGGCGAACGUACAACGGCAAGGCCUACGAGCACGACUCCAGGUUUGCACGGAUUGCUCUUUGGAGCCGUGCGCUCUCCGGCGAUGAGAUCAAGAAUUGCAAAGACAAAUGCCCCACGUCGGACGGGUUGGUCGCGCUUUACACCAUGGACAACACCUACGACGAUGCGCAGGGCAAGUAUGCCGCCUUGACCAAUCACGAUGGCGCUUUCUCAAGCGACAUCUACACCACUACUGACAUGUGCUUGUGGGCUGGCUCGUCUUCCUCGACAGGCGGCUUGCCGUCAUCGCCGGCGAAGAACUCGUGGGCUCCGCAGAAGGCGGGGGCCAAGUUGAGCUUUGAGGGCGUUUCAACCGCCUGGCAGAAAGUCAAAGAUGGGGACGAGAUGACGUGGGAGGUGAUGUGGCAAAGUAAGGGCUCGCCCAACAUGGACCACUCCUUCAUCAUGGGCUCAAAUGCUUGCGGCUCGAUGGAAGCUGGUAUUGGCAUCACGGUGCGGAGCACUGGUGAGCUUGGCGGAUGCUCCAUCGUGGGAGGCACCGGGGCUAACUACGUCGGCUUGGCGCCCAAUGUCGAUAUGAAGGUGCUGGACGGCAAGUGGCACCACAUCGUCGUAGUUUUCAGCAGAUCGCAGAAGACUCUGAAACUCUACCUAGAUGGGGCCGUCGCCUAUGACAAAACGGUCAUCAAGACCACCAACACCGACGGGGACCUCGGCAGUGACUUUGCUUUCGGGCCCGGCAGGCGAACGUACAACGGCAAAGCCUACGAGCACGACUCCAGGUUUGCACGGAUUGCUCUUUGGAGCCGUGCGCUCUCCGGCGAUGAGAUCAAGAAUUGCAAAGACGAAUGCCCCACGUCGGACGGGUUGGUCGCGCUUUACACCAUGGACAACACCUACGACGAUGCGCAGGGCAAGUAUGCCGCCUUGACCAAUCACGAUGGCGCUUUCUCAAGCGACAUCUACACCACUACUGACAUGUGCUUGUGGGCUGGCUCGUCUUCCUCGACAGGCGGCUUGCCGUCAUCGCCGGCGAAGAACUCGUGGGCUCCGCAGAAGGCGGGGGCCAAGUUGAGCUUUGAGGGCGUUUCAACCGCCUGGCAGAAAGUCAAAGAUGGGGACGAGAUGACGUGGGAGGUGAUGUGGCAAAGUAAGGGCUCGCCCAACAUGGACCACUCCUUCAUCAUGGGCUCAAAUGCUUGCGGCUCGAUGGAAGCUGGUAUUGGCAUCACGGUGCGGAGCACUGGUGAGCUUGGCGGAUGCUCCAUCGUGGGAGGCACCGGGGCUAACUACGUCGGCUUGGCGCCCAAUGUCGAUAUGAAGGUGCUGGACGGCAAGUGGCACCACAUCGUCGUAGUUUUCAGCAGAUCGCAGAAGACUCUGAAACUCUACCUAGAUGGGGCCGUCGCCUAUGACAAAACGGUCAUCAAGACAACCAACACCGACGGGGACCUCGGCAGUGACUUUGCUUUCGGGCCCGGCAGGCGAACGUACAACGGCAAAGCCUACGAGCACGACUCCAGGUUUGCACGGAUUGCUCUUUGGAGCCGUGCGCUCUCCGGCGAUGAGAUCAAGAAUUGCAAAGACAAAUGCCCCACGUCGGACGGGUUGGUCGCGCUUUACACCAUGGACAACACCUACGACGAUGCGCAGGGCAAGUAUGCCGCCUUGACCAAUCACGAUGGCGCUUUCUCAAGCGACAUCUACACCACUACUGACAUGUGCUUGUGGAAAUGAUGGAUCGAGUCGACUUUUUUGCUUCGAAUUGCCUUGACGACCCAAGUGCGUGCAGCACUCUCCGUCUUCAAGUUGCGGAUGCCAGGCAUGUCGUGGAUGACCUUGGGCACUUGCAUGGACUGACUUGCGCUUUUGUAGUCUUCAGAGCCUUUGAACACUCCCUUGUCACAUGGGCACACUCGCACGCGGCGGGACCUAAAGAAGCCGGAUUUUCCGUUGAGAAAAGGAG